GUUUGUGCACGUCCUAAAAUUAUUUUUUAUGAGAUAUGGAUAAACUGUCCAAAGUCCUAUUUGUUGUGUGAUAAAUUGUUUCAAAUAUUUAUGGUAUGUUACGUAUCACGGUUAUUUUAUGUUGAACUUUUAACGUCUCAUUGUAAAGCUACUCAAACAAGAGUUAAUGAAUUGAUUUACUGAAAGAGUUAUCAACAGUUAAGGAAAUCAGGGCAUUUUGAGAAAGGUCAUCUUUAGAUAAAUAAAAUCAAAGGUAUGUAUUGCAUAAUUUUACUUUUAAGGAGGGGGAAAUACAUUAUCAGCUUUGUAACGCGCGGUUAUUAAAUCAAAAAUAUAUAAUAGUUUUGGUUAAAAUAGGCGAUUCACGCUAUGACGUAAUUUUAUUUCGCAUUAUUAACAAUUCACUAAAAACGCACUAAAAACAACCGAUGAUUGGGUUUUACCGAUUAAUGUGAUUACGGUAUAUUUCUUUGAUCAUGAUUUUUUUUUUAUUUGUUUAUUUUGUUCAAACACAUAUAAAAUGGUUAAAAUAGUUCCUUAAUUGAAACUUUAAAUGUAUUUGUAAUGUAUAUUAAUAUAACUUUAUUUAUUAAUAAAAUAAAUGCGGAUUUCAAAUAUUUUUGUGCAUUUACAUUUAUUCGAUUCCAGUAAAAUAAUAGAAAAUAACAAUGAUUGUUUUUAGGAACCCCAACGUACUUGAACUGUAUAGGCUCUUUGGCGUUAUUUCACUCUAGCUCAUUCUUAUAUAUAUGUAAUAAUUCGCUAGAUGUAUAAUAUAUAUAUUAGCUGCAAUGCUGUGUUCAAUAGGCGCGCUCAUUUUUUUCAUAACACAGAAGGUUGCACUCAUUUGGAUUCUUUUUAAGGGCAUAUCGAUUAAAUGUUCAGUAACAUUAGUAGUUGGGAAGUACACGCAUUGUCGCCGCCAUUGCUUUCCGGUUUAUGUCUAGUCGUGAAAAUAAUUUGCAAACUUCAAAUUUAAAUCAUAUCACUUCUUUUGUUAAAGCUUAUCAUCGUGUCACCAGUAAUGACUUGUCAAGAAUAGAUUUAUUUAAAUGUUAAAUUCAUUGUGUUUUCCUUUUUCAAUGUGCUCAUUUAUAUAAACGCACACCCCCUUCUUCUUGUCACCUUUUAUACAAUGAAAGUGUGACUAUUAUAUGUACUCUUUGUAUUUAGCCACGUCCCAUGUCACAUGUUUGGUAACAGAAUUCAUGCUAGAUCCUUCUUGGAAGGCUUUGUAUCCUAGUAUUGUGUUUCCUGUUGAACUCUUUCCAUCUCCAGUUUUUCCAGGUAACAGUAAGUCAAUUUCCUCAGAAAACUAAAUGGAAAGGUUCAAAGUACAUUUAAUUACUUUUAAAUAGAAUUGUAUCUAGUGGAGUGAUAAGAGUACCGUGGUGUUUAGAUAAGUAAAUGAGCAGAAUGUUUGAAGAAAGAGGUAUGUUUAAGGAUCCAGAGGCUCGCAAGGAAAUGUGUAGCAUGUGUGAUGGUUUACAUGGACAUGAUAAGAGCAAGACCGGCAUUGGGGUGAGAUCAAUGUAUGUUCUGAGAAUAUUUUGGGAAUAAUAAGAUUAUAAUAUGUAUAAUUGUUGUAGGAGAUGAUUACUUUAAUCAGAAGUAAGUUUGUGAGAGAGGUUGAAGAGGAAAAUUAAGAGUUGAUGUUUCAGGACAGUCAUUUACUUGUAUUGAGAGGACAGGAAAAAUGUUAGGCGUUCAUUUAAUGCUAAAUGCAGUUUGGGGAAAAAAAAGGUGGAGGCAGGUUCAUGAAAACAUGUGGCUUAAGUUGGGGGUAAGUGCAAGAAUGAGUUGGGGUAAGUGUAAAAUUAUUCAUCAGGUAAAUGGGGUAGGUGAAAGAGGUUAUGGUUAGGCGAAAGAAAUUAAGGGUAGGUGAAAGAGAUUAUGGGUAGGCGAAAGAGAUUAAGGGUAGGCGAAAGAGAUUAAGGUAGGUGCAGGUGUGGUCGAAGAGGAAGAGAGUGUGUUGUUGCGUACCAAAAUGUAGGGUUUAUGGAAAUUGUCUGGUGUGGGGUUGACAAAACGAAAGCGGUUGAGAGGAAGGAGAGAAUGAGAGUGGAUGACAUGAGACAAUGAGAGCUCCAGGCUGUCGACUAGUGGAAUGAGACAGUAGAUUCUAAGAGUUACGAUCAUCCGUGGGGCUUUAAGUUAAUCAUACAAUCGUGCGAUUGAAAUAAACACAGCCACUUUCGUGAUCGUGGGAGAACUUUGAACUUUUUGCAUCGACUUUAAGUGUGCUUAAGAAGCAGAAUAAAUGAAGGACUGCCUUCAAGCCGUUUGAAGGAAAUAGACAAGUUGUGUGGACGCUUGAAUCAAAAGACAAGAAAAUAAGAGAAGAACGUUUCGUCUCAGAGCCUUCCUCAGCAGACAGCUGAUAUGAAAAUGAGACAAAUAAUGGAGACAAAUUCAAGUGAUCACUAUUGAUAUUGACGAAAGUUUGAUUUUUUUUUAAAGAUAAGGUUUAUCUUUAAUUUUUUUGUAAAAUGAAUGAAAAAAAAAAAUCUUCAAACUUUAGAAAAAAAAUGGAAAGAAUUAGUAAAAAAAAAUUAGAAAAUUAUGGUAUGAUAAUAGUUUUUAGUUGCAGAUACUAAAAAUUGCACACUAAAUAUUAUAUACUAAAAUAAUUUAAUUUAUUAAUUUAUUGUUGAUUAAAUACUUUGGGUGGCAUUUUAUUUUUCUGUCUAUAGAAUUCAGUAUAUAACGACACGCAAAGCACAGUAAGAUUAAUUUUGCUGGGAUAUGAAAUAAAUGUUCAAAUGUUUAUCAUGUUCAUAUAUUUAAUGGCGUGCCCAUGGGGUGCAAAGAGGGCGCUUUUGGUUGUUUAUUUAUAACGUUAUAUCCAAAUGUUGUUGGAUUCUACCCCAUAAGACCAUUUAGAUUAUUAUUCGUAUAAUUAAGUACUUUUACAUAGCUCAGUAACCCAGCCUAGAGAUUGACCCACUGCGCUUCACAAAAAAAUUAGCAAUUACGGAAACGUGUACAUUUCAAAACCACAAUUGGUGAAAUGCUUGACCUCUCCCACCCAAGUACUAUCCAUCUGUCUAGCCAUGGACAGCACCCAGCAGAAACGAGUGUUGUUUAUCUGGGUUAGAACGAGUCGGUAUAGUACAGUUUAAAGAGAUGGAUCUUAAGGGCAGUUUUGAAGGCUGUGAUGGUCUGUUACAUUGCGGAUGUGUAAUAUGAGAGAAUUGCAUUAUUUUCAGGCACAGCAAGAGAAAGAUCGUUUACCAUAAGAUUUAUUGCGUGUUCUAGGACCAGAAAGAAUACGCGUGUCUUCGGAGGAACGAAGCUUUCCAAAAGGUGAAUAGAAAGUAAGAGGUUCAGGAAGGUAAGGUACGCCACUGCAUAAUUUUACCCUUCGUGUGAUGUAUAUGGUAGCGACAUGUUUUUAAGAAAAGCAAGCUUGAAAUAUUUUAUUUAAAUAAAAUUAAUACAUCAUUUGCAUUAACGUUAAUUAAUCUCGUGAAAGGCAAUAUUUUUAUAGAUUAAACAAAUAUAAAGUGUUUCACGUAUAUUUACAAAUCCAUGGUAACUCAAUAUUGGAAUGUUCCAAAUGUGACUCUUACUUGAACAAAGUAAACUGUUUAUUUAGAAAUACCUUGGAUUUCUUAGUAGCACUCCACUCCAUGAUGAGCUUCCAGAUUUUUUUACCAAAUACUUUUCAGUGGCCUACUGACGAAAAAUUUCAAGUUCGAAACAUUGAGAACAUACAGAUUUAAAACAUUAUUUUAUAAUUAAAAAUGUGUCUGUGGUAUCAAUUUUUUACAAAGUACUUUAAUUUAUACUUGCUACCCUAAAAUGUAUCAUUUUUUAUUAUUAAAAAAUUAACCAUACUACAAUAUUACCUUGCAAUAAGUGUUCGUGUCCGAAAUUUUUUAAAAGAAGUAAUUUUAAAUACUAAAAUUAGGUGACUGGCUAAGCGACACAUGCUUAUUAGAAUAUUAACGACGAAAAUAGUUGCAAUGACCUUCAAGGUUUUAUUUUAACCGAGUACCUCGUAUGUGUUCUAUGCUUGACGGCAAAAAAUGUCCUUAUUAUAAGGAACGCCUCUAGAAUGGAAUAAAUUAUGUACAUUUAUUUUCCUGGUGAAAAAAAAAACUUUAUGGUAGGAAUUUCUCAGGAAUAAUCAACCUUUGAAUCGGCUCCAUAAUAUAAGGACUGUCUAGGGUAGUGGCUUUCAAUUACUAGAAUUAUCCUCUGUAUGGUUUACCACAACUUUGCAAAUAUUGUUGUACGUCAGUCGGGAGUCGAUCUUGAACACUUUAAUCAUCUGAUUUGUGCUAGUUCUGUCUUUGCGUACCCAUAUGGCUAAUGAGGCCGAUUCUGGCAAAAAUGUUAUUGUGCAAUAGGUUCAGGGGUGUGAUGGGGCAUCUCCAGGAGCAGUCAGACCAGGCCUUCCUGGCAUGUCUCUUGCACUCUCACUGUUUUGUCGUAUGGAGCUCCUGUGUAGCGCCAUGACUUUUUAUCCUCUUCUUUUUCCUCCCACGGGGCUGGGUUUAUGUCAAACGCUAUGAAUAAGUCUUUUAGGUUGUCCUUAAAACGUUUCUUUUGUUUGCCAGCAGACCGCUUUCCUUGUUCGAGCUCACCAUAGACAAUUAUUUUGUGUUGACAGUCGUCUGACAUCCUAGCAAUAUGUUCCGCCCAUUGAAACUGGGACUUUAUUAAGAUGGUAAGGAUGCCUUUGAGAAACGCCUGUGUGAUCACACAAAUGUCUGUCUGACUCUGUCCUGACAUUAAAUGUUGAUAUCUUUUCACGUUGUGUGAAAGAGGUUUAGCAUUCUUACAUCGCGUUGGUAAACCGUUCACGUUUCACAGGCAUAGAGAAGCGUAGGGAGAACAGCCGCCUGAUAUACUUUCAGUUUAGUUGGAGUGCAAAUAUUAUCAAGGUGUCAAGGCACACAGAAAAAGUUGAGUACUGCUUGUUUUGGACAAGAUGACACAAGCCAAAAAUUCAACAGAUAAAAAAUUGGUAUAUUAAAAGUCUUGGUUUUUUUUUUUUUUUGUUUUUUUUUUUUUGUUUGGGGGGUUUUUUGGUGGUUUUUUUUUUUCAAUUUGUUUUUUUUUUUUUUUUUUUCUUUUUAACAAAGUUUUUUUCGUUUUAGAUUCUUGAUAAAUCUGGUUUCAUAAAAUGCUUAGCUUUCGAUAUUCAGUAGAUUUGAAUAUUAAAAUUAAUAGUUUACACUUUUUAAUAUUAAGGGCAUGCAUAGAUCGUAAGAUUGUUGCCUUUUGUAACUGGUUAUUGUGGGUUUUUUUAAACCUUUAAAAAAGCAUUAUGUGUCAAAUGGUCAAAUAUCUAAACAGUGACGGCUUGAUCAAGAGUAGACUUGAAUUAUUUUUUUUAAAUUUUAUCAGUUCUUUUUUAUGUUUAUUUUUAAACCAAGGUUACAUUUAAGAAUUUUGAAAAACAUGGUGCUGAUGUAAGAUGGCGUUAUUAUUUGUUUCUUUAAAUGUCUGCAUCUCUUAAGAUUUAAAAAGUCAACUUCAUGACCAAAAUUUCAACAUUUCUUAAAACUAUACAUUUGAAAGUAAGAGAAUUUUACGGACAAACGGGGACAAACGGACAUAGAGACUAACGAACACAUACUCAGACGUACACAUAGCAGACUGACAUAUAAAUAGACGGAUAGAUGAAUAUAAAUAGACAAACGGCCAGUCGAAUUUUCUGACUGACUGACUAAUUUACUGGGGGAUAGACUUGGAGUCAGAUAGUUUGACUUACUGACAAACUUAUUUAGAAAGUCAGGUAAGCGUGCAGACAAUGGCUUCCGUUUACCUCUUUGCCAAGGGAACGGCAUUUCCCUGGAAAACAUUUACCCAUAGCCUUAUUUAUUGACACGCUUUGGGAAAAAUGUGUUACGUUUCUUGUUAAAACAUGCUACGUUUCGUUGCUGUCUACAUGUGCUAGCUUAGCUCACGCCAAUCGCUGGUAAAGGGAACAAGAAAGAUGAUGAGAGUUGACUUUAAUUUUGAAAUCUGUUUUUAUAACGAUGUGCCUCCGUCACGUUAAAGAAUAAUUUCUUGACCUUAUUUUAUUUUAAUAUAGAAAUGUUUACAAUUUAAUUUUGAAAAUGUUGUUACGCACUGCCUUCUAUUGUGAGAAAUAAAUCUCCUAUUUUAAAUUUAUGGCUUGUUCAAACAUUGCCUAACAAAGGACGAUACCAUAUAGAAAUAUAAUAACAAAAUACGACACCUAAAACAGUACCAAUUAUAAUUACAAUUAAUAAGAUUUAUUUAAGUAAUUAGAAAACAAAAGAAAAUAUAAUUAAAAAUCAUCAACUUACAGAGUAUUGGAAAAUCUUGUACCGGUACACAAUUAGUACAAUGUGCCAAUUAAUAAUGAUGAAUGAAGAAUGCGAAUAACACAUAUGAGCACACAAAGAAUAAUAUAAUUGUCUCGUAUAGUUAAGAAUAUCUAUCAAUCUCCGUCUCUCUCUGAGCCUGUCAAUCUCUUAUAUAACGUAAUGAUAUAUUGUUUCCAAAAUUCUUGGUGUAUUAAUCCAUCAACAGCGUUUAAUGGAAUAUUUUAACAACUGAAUCCUUUGCAAAUUAUUGUUUUUUAUUAUUUUUUUUUAAAAUUAGAUUAGAUAUCAAAAUUUAAGGAAAUCAGUGACAGUUCAGAAAUGGCGUCUUUAGAUGACUUUAAAUUAAAUAUAUUCAAUUUAUUAUAGAUAAAUCGAGAAUAUUUCAUAAGAUUAAUACGCAUUUUAUUAUUAAUUGCUUUAGUCAAAUGGGUUGUCAUCUUUUAACAAAACAGUGUUAAGAUGCGACCUUUUUCUGAUCAAAAUAAUAAUAUGUAUGAAUAAACACACUAAUUCAUUAAUAUAGUAUUUUGUAAACGUUCAUUCAUCAACAUAUGAAAUAUAAUAUUUUAUAACGUCUGUAUUAAAGAAAUUAAUACUAAAACUAAUUUGACAGGUUUUUUUUUAAUCUAUAGGAGAAAUCGAUGUCUAUGAAUAUCAAAGACAAUUCACAAAUGACAUCCUCAGAAGGCACAAAGCCAACGGUAUGUAUUAAAUUAAAUUUUUGCUAAGUUCGUUUGCAGCCUGCUUACAUAUUCAGUUACUAUCCCCUUCUAAGCAAUAUACAUAGGUUACGAAACCAAUAAAAAAAUAACAUAUGUACACACAUUCAAGUACAUAAAAACUCGUUUAUCGAUGGUAAUCGCUCAUCUUAAAAUGAAAACGUUCAUCAUCAACCCUUGCUCAACCAACGUAACUUUCAGUUUACUAAGGUGACACCAAUAAGGCCUAACAUAAACCAAAAGAUAUCGUCCCUGAGGCUACAAGCCUUGCAUCCCACUCUGAAAUUUUCCUAAAAUAAUUCAAUGCCCAGACCGUGCUCGUGAAGUAGUUUGGUCGUUCGUUAAUAAUGACUGCUGUUGCUUUUCCAGGUUUUCGAGAGAAUGACCGUUAAUGCCCAGUCCGCCACGCCAUGUCUAACAUUUUACAGACAGGUUCGAUUGGUUUUUUAGCCGCCCCACCCACCGUUUUAAGUUAAUUAAUUUCAUUUGUCAGGUGAAAUAGUUUAGGCUGCAUUGAUGGAUAUUUCCUAUACCUGUUCAAAAUAAAUUUCUGUACAAUCCAAAGGUGUAUGAAAUAUGAUGAAAAAAAGGGGGGGGGCGGGAAUAAAUUUUAUUCCUUAUGUGGAAUAACCGUUAACUUUAAACACUCCAUCCCUACAUGCGUUGUUCUAAAUAUAAUUAAGUGCUUCACACUCAAAAAGGUUUCCGCGAACACUGCCAUGGAUAUAAAAAUAGUAUACUUUACAGCGAUACAUUUAUAGGACAUAAAACUGACCAUGGAUUUCUACUACUUUAUUGUUUUUAUAUGCUUGUCAGGGUGUACUUCUCUUUGGGCAUAUUCAGUUUUAAUUAUUUUUUAACUAGCCAAUAUACCCAGCUUUUCUCGGGUUUGUAUUCGGAACACAAUCUUAUAAAGCGUUAUAAGCAAACACGUUGUCAUAAACACAUCGCUCAAGUAAAUAUUAUUAUAUAAAUUUUGUUUUGAAUUGACAAAUCCCGUUUCAGUUAAUAUUAUAUAAAUAUUAAAAACAGAACCCAUACGGCGGUAAGCCCUAAAUAGGCCACUGAACUAUGUGAAACUUGAAAUAAUAUACGCCCCCACCCCCCAAAUAUGUAUCGCAAUAAAUGGUCGUUUUUUAAAUGAUACACCGUUUACUUCCAUUUAUUUAAAGAAUAUGUUUGCAUUGAUAAGCUAAUCUUCGCUUGGGUCUGUUUUCGGUUUGUUUUCCGUUUGUACUGUUAGGUCAAAAAUUACCAAUGAAUUUAUUAUUCUUUUAUAAUUUACUAUACAAAAGCUAAAUUUCUGAGAACUCGGAAACAUUGAACUUUGGGUCCAGCCUCUGUUAGUUAAUAUUCAACCAGGAUUUAAAAACUAGAUCUAAAUCUAAUUUUUAAAAUAUGUUUUUUUUUAAGGAAAAGAUACUCACUAAUGCCAAAGCUCUUGUCGUUUAUCAACUAAAUUGAAAUAAUCUCAUCAUUUGAAACGGGCCCUUUGAGUUAUAUCUAAGAAAGGGGAACUAUUCAAAUUAUUCAGUUAAACAUUGAAAUUAAUUUUUCAAAUAUAGCACAUUACAAUGGGAGGGAAUUUGCAAAGAGUUUGACUUUUAAACUAUAUUGUCAGGCACCCCUCGCUGGGUGCCCAAAACCUUAACAUAAAUGUUUUACAGCAGUGAGUAUUUUACUUUGCAAAACGAAAUAUCUAGCCACCUUGUUAGUUUGGCUUGACCCUGAUGCCAAGUAAUCUAUGAUCUGUUUAAUAAAACUAAAUUUUUAUUUGUUCUUGUCCUUAACUUCAUGCAAAUGAUCUCAUUUAGCCUGGGCAUGGAUUGCGACAAAAUAACCACAAAAAUUAUAAUCAAUACAAAUACUAACAAAAAUAUUUUGUUAAAGUGAAAAAACAAAUGUUAAAUAAUCACAAAUACUUUUUAAAAUAUUAAUUUUAAAUCUUUAGCUCAAUUCACCUUUAGCUGUAUGCACCUUAGGCAUUGAAAAUUAAAUGAUAUAAGAAGUAUAUUAAAACAAUAAAUAACAAAAUCAAUAUUCAGUUUCUUAUAUAUAUAUAUUAUAUAUAUAUAUACAUAUAUAUAUAUAUAUAUAUAUAUAUAUGAAUUUAUGUAUGUAUGUCCCGUAGGCGCUCCUACAUCAUUCAUGUGAUUGCAAUAAAACUUGGUGAGUUGUUGUCCACAAGGCCGCUCAUUUUUCUAAAUUAUUACAGCCCUUUUAAAAUAUUCCGUUUUGGGCCGUUGGCCCUAAAUUCGUUUAUUUUCUGAUAUGAGUUUCUAUACCAUUUAGUAAGAUGUUGUGAGCACGCACGCAAAGGUUUCUGAAUAAUUACAAUUAUUUUAUAACAUUCCAUUUGGGUCCGGGGCCCUAAAUUCUUUUUUUUCCUUAAAUGAGCUUGCAAAUACAAUUUCAAACUAACCAAUUGCAUGAGUGGAUGGAAAUUAAUCAAAUACAAACUUUGACAUUGCCGUUUUUAUGUAGCAUAAUAAGUAUUUUUCAGAUUUAGUACUUCCAUUUUACAAUAUUCCGUUUGGAGCAGAGGCCCGUAAUUUUGUUUUUAUGUUCUAAAUGAGCUAUAUAAAUUUAUUUUCAAACAUAGCUAUUGCAUGGGUGGAUCAAUCGCUACGGAUGUGUGGACUAAAUUUUAAAAAUCCAUUCUUCUCACAUGGACAGCUGUGUCUGGCCUGCUCACGUUUCGAAAAACAUUUUUAUUUAUUUCAGUACGCACCAGAGAGUCAAAAAAAAAAAAUGUGUUUAUAAAAAGUACUUCAAAAAAAUAAUUAAAAAACAAACCUUUUAUUUCUUUGGGUGGCAUUGCAACGCAUACCGGGUACUCGCUACUGUUGUAUACAUACAUUGUAAAAAAUGCUUGUAGUAAACCAAUGUAAGAGUUUGACAAACGUUUUUGAAUGAAAAGCCAUUGUAAAAUAUCUUGUCUACUGUGAAAAUAUUUUGUGAGCAGAAUAUUGGAAUGGAUUGUUUAAAGUUAGCGGUUAUUUUAGAUUAGUAAUAACAGUGUCUCCAUCCAUACAAAAAUCCGUUCAAUUGUCUCAUCUAUACAUCUAUACGUUCAAGUGUCUAAUCUAUACAUCUAUAAGAUUAAUUGUCAAACGUAUACAUCUAUAGGUUCCAUUGUCUAAUCUAUACAUCUAUACAUUCAAUUGUCUCAUCUAUGCGUUCAAUUCUCUCAUCUAUACCCUAUACGUUCAAUUGUCUCAACUAUACACCUAUAAGUCCCAUUGUCUUAACUAUACAUCCAUACGUUCACUUGUCUCAUAUAUAUAUAUAUAUAUAUAUAUACGUUCAAACCGUCUCAUCUAUAUGUUCCAUUGUCGUAUCUAUACAUCUAUACGUCCAAUCGUCUCAUCUAUACAUCUAUACGUUGAAUAUUCUUAUUUAUACAUCUAUACGUUCAAUUUUUCCAUCUAUAUAUCUUUACCUUUAAUUGUCUUAUCUAUACUUCUAUAUAUUCCAUUGUCUCAUCUCUACGUCUUUACGUUCCAUUGUCUUAUCUAUACAUCUAUACCCUCCAUUGUCUCAUAUAUACAUCUAUACGUUAAAUUGUCUCAUUUAUACAUCCUUUUUUUUUUUUAAAUUCCUGGGCGCUUCUCUUCAGGCGACUCAAUUGCACCAGUGCAUCUUUUUCAGCGUUUCACAGUUUUACACGUUUUAUUUAAUUGUAUUUUCACUCAAGUUCAAAUGGAUGAGCCUAGGAUGAUUUUCUCGUGAGUUUUUUUUUUUGUUUUUUCACUUCGUGGGAAACAGAUUUAAUUUGGACUUUAGAUAUCAAGUAACUCAGCAUAGUAAAGAAAUGUCACAUCCGCCAUUUCUGUAAACCUCCGCCAUGCCAACAAAAAAAUGGCGACCGAUUCACGACUGAGACGAAGAAAGCGGGGAAGAAGGGGAGGCAUUCGUGUAAAACGCAGAAACAGAGGACAGCAGGGCUUUCUUCCACCUGUUGUUUUGGGGAAUGUCAGGUCACUGUGUAACAGGAUGGAUGAACUGGAUUGUUGCUGAAAGCAUUUCUAUCAAUUUCGCGAAAGCUCUUUAACAUGUCUGACAGAAACAUGGCUGAACGAAACAGUACCAGAUUCAGCAGUGACAUUGGACAAAUUUAACUUUUUCCGCGCCGAUAGAACAACCGACAGCGGCAAAUCCAAGGUAGGAGGAUUGGCAAUAUAUAUUAACAAAAACUAAUGUAGCAUCAACAACAGUACAGUGAAAAAUGUAGUUUGUACACCAGACAUAGAACUACUCUGCAUUACUUUAAGGCCAUUUUACCUACAAAGGAAGCUCACCCAAAUCUGUAUCAUCCCCACUUACAUUCCACCUAGUGCUAACAAAAAACAGGCUUAUGAGAGACUUUUGGAUGUAAUCCAUGAUUUCGAAACAAAAAACCCAUACUCUGUUCGUCUUGUUAAGGAGGAAUUUAAUCAACUAUCACUGAAUAAAUCCAUGCCAACAUACAUCCAGUACGUUACUUGCCCCACGCGACAAGACCGAACUCUUGAUAUGUGUUAUAGGAAUAUAAAAAGGCCUACACACGUAGUGCUUUAUUUCCACUUGGAGAAUCCGAUCACACAAUGGUCCGCCUAACGCCAUGCUAUAAGCCAGUUUUAAAAACAACAAAAAUUCAAUAAAAAAAUAUUGAACUGUGGUCAGAUGAGGCGACAGAAAAACUUCAGGCUUGCUUGGAAUGUACAGACUGGGACGCGUUUAUAAACACUUGCCCGGAAAUUGACGAGCUAACAAACACCUUCAAUUUCUACAUUAAGUUCUGUGUAGACGAAAUUAUUCCACAAAAAACAAUCCGAGUAUUCAACAAGAACAAACCCUUGAUGAGCAGAGAAAUAAAGGAGGCUAUACACCACAAGAAGAUCGUGUUUAAGAUUAACGAUCAGGAAUUCAUUAGAGCUAAAAAAAAAUAUUGAAAGAAAAUAUGUAUCAGAGUUAAAAACAAUACAAGCAAAAAAUCGAAAAAUUAUUCACUACUAAUAAAUCAAAGGCUUGUUGGCCAGGACUCAAGCAAAUAACAGGAUAUACUCCUAAGCGAGAAUGCUUAUGUGUUGAGGACGUGAGGAAUUUUUUUAACGACUUAAAUGACUUUUAUUGUCGUUUUGACAGCCUGGACUUUGGAAGAGUACAAAAUGAGAUGAUGAAUUCAUUUCAAGUUGGGGGUAGUACACAGGAUGGUGGUUUAUUGUUUACCGAGCAGAGAGUGAUGUCAUUAUUUAACCAAGUUGACGCAGCCAAGGCCUCUGGACCAGACAAAUUAAGUGGUCGGCUCAUUAAACUAUGUUCAGAGCAGCUCUCCUACAUGCUUACUUACAUAUUUAAUAAAUCUUAUGUAACUCACACAACACCAGCUAUUUGGAAAACUUCAGAAAUCAUACCAAUACUAAAGAAAAUUAAGGUAAUGCAAAACAACACUUACGACCUGUUGCACUUACCUCUAUUGUCAUGAAAUGUUUUGAGAAAAUAAUUCUGAAAGAAAUUUUGAAUGAAGUACAGCAAAAACUUGACCCCAUCAAUUUUCUUGCAAAACUGCCAGAAGUACGGAGGACGCAAUCUUACUAUUGUUGGAGAGACUUUACCACCACCUAGACAGUCCAAAACAUAUACCAGAGUGCUUUUCUUAGACUUCUCAUCAGCAUUUAACACUUUCCUCGCUAGGUGUCAAUUUAAAUAUUCAGCCUUGGAUACUGAACUUUUUAAAAAAUCGACCACAAUAUGUCAAGGUAAAUAACCAAGUAUCUCUAACAGAGAAAUAAGCACCGGGGCACCACAAGGCUGCGUUCUCUCUCCUGUACUUUAUGCAAAUAUACGUUCCAUUGUCUAAUCUUUACAUAUAUACGUUCGAUUGUCUCAUCUAUACGUCUAUACGUUCCAUUGUCUUAUCUAUAAUUGUCUUAUCUAUAAUAUAUACCCUUCAUUGUCUCUUAUAUACAUCUGUACAUUCAAUUGUCUCCAGCGGCGGUUUGCCGAAAAUUAGAAAUGAAUCAAAAUUCUGAUUUUUUUAAAAAAUUUUAUUGCUAUGAAAUAAAAAACGUUUUACUUUUUUAUUUCUUUAUAGCCCGCUAAAGAAUAUGACCUUCUUCUACUUGGAAAAAGGGGAAAUGGAAAAAGUGCAACUGGUAAUUCAAUCCUUGGCUAUAAGGCAUUUGUUGCUAGCACAAAAUCAUCUUCUGUUACCAAUGGAAUAGAGAGAAGGUCUAGCAUAUUUAAAGACACGAUUCUAAACGUGGUGGACACACCUGGUGUGCUAGAUACAGCCGCCCUGAGUGAAGUAGUUAAUGGUAGCACUAUGAGGAAAAUUACAGAAAAAUUACAAGAGGCAGUUGAAAAUAAUCCUCGAGGCUACAACGCCUGCAUAUUAGUUGCAAAGUAUGGAAUUAGAUUUACCGAAGAAGAGAGCGAUGCAAUACACAUGCUGAAACAGAUUUUUGGGGAAGAUUUUAUAAGAAACUUCUGCGUAUUAGUCAUGACAAACGGGGAUACGUUUGAAGCUGAAGAAAAUGAUUUUGAUUUUCAAAAAUGGAUUGAUGAGCAAUCUGGGAGUAUCCAAGAUGUCUUCCAUGAUUGCGGUUUCAGAGUCGUCUUGUUUGAUAACAUGACGAAAGACCCGAAGAAGAAAGAAAAACAAGUUGACGAGCUUAUUGCACUUGUUGACCGGAUUGCCGCCAAAAAUCGUCGCUAUACCAAUUAUUAUUUUCAAAAGGCUUUAAAGUCUCGCACAGCAUUGUUGGUACAGUUGGGCUCAGACAGCACCAAGAAAAGAUUUAUGUCCAAAAUAAGUAAUCUGAUGUCUGAAAUAGAAAAGAUUGAACGCAAUGAACCAGAUGAUCAAGUGCCAAUGUUGACGAAAACGUUGGAAACUGUCCAAGAAUUAAUCAAUGGAAUUAUUAAAGAAGACCAAGGAACGGAUGUUUUCAAAGCCAUACAAGACACAGUUUGGUCACUAAAAGGGAAACUUGAAACGGAUAUAAAUAGGAACAAAAAAAUGUCUGCAGAAAGGAAAAACUUUACAAAAGAAACAGCUCAAAAUUUGAAAGAAAAUUAUGAAAAGAUGCAAAUACUAUUUCAAGCACAAGAAGAGAUGAAAAGAAAAUUAGAAGAUGAAAGGAAUAAAAAACAAUGCACCGUACAAUAAAGUGCAUGAUCUUAUGAAAGAUACACUUAAAAAGCACUUUGGACAAAAA
Molecule: messenger RNA, 14229 nt
Organism: Lymnaea stagnalis (great pond snail)
Lineage: Eukaryota; Metazoa; Mollusca; Gastropoda; Lymnaeidae
Source: the annotation of a GenBank genome assembly